Messenger RNA from Arabidopsis arenosa, 1405 nucleotides. The record is from the annotation of a GenBank genome assembly. Lineage: Eukaryota; Viridiplantae; Streptophyta; Magnoliopsida; Brassicales; Brassicaceae.
CUUCUCAUCUUUGGAAAUACUUUUCGAAAUAUCAAAAAAUGCAAGCCAUCGGCAGCAGCCAUGGCAGGAGGCUCUGCUUCAACCAUUAUCUCUCCGAUUCCUUCUCCAAGUUCCUCUCUCCUUCUUCUUCUCCUUCCCUUCUCCCUCAGAGAUGCCAUUCGUUUUGUAUCCCCAAGCUUGGAAGUAGUACCAAUGAGAAUGGUCGAGGAAGAAGUGUGACAGUGAGAGCUUCAGGAGAUGAAGAUUCUAAUGAGAACUUUGCUCCUCUUGCUCCUGUUGAGCUUGAAUCUCCUGUUGGACAGCUUUUGGAGCAGAUUCUUAGAACUCAUCCUCAUCUCUUACCCGUUACUGUCGAUGAGCAGCUCCAGAAAUUCACCGCAGAAAACGAGGCUCUUAAAGCCGAUUCGUCUGCUACACAAGACAUUCUCCAAAAGAGGAUAUCUGAAGUUAGAGAUAAGGAAAGACGUAAAACAUUAGCGGAGAUCAUUUACUGUUUAGUGGUACAAAGGUUUGUGGAAAAAGGAAUCUCUAUGAUUCCUAAGAUUAAACCAACUUCGGACCCAGCUGGACGGGUAGACUUAUGGCCGAACCAAGAAGAGAAGCUCGAAGUCAUCCACUCUGCGGAUGCGUUCGAGAUGAUACAGAGUCACUUGUCUUCAGUUCUUGGAGACCGAACAGCGGUUGGUCCUUUAAGCUCUAUAGUUCAGAUAGGCAAAAUCAAACUCGGAAAACUCUACGCUGCUUCUGCGAUGUAUGGCUAUUUCCUCAGAAGAGUAGACCAAAGAUACCAACUUGAGAGAACCAUGAAUACACUUCCGAAACGGCCUGAGAAAACCAGAGAACGAUUCGAAGAACCCUCGCCUCCUUACCCGUUAUGGGAUCCGGAUUCCUUGAUCAGGAUCCAACCAGAGGAAUAUGAUCCCGAUGAAUACGCGAUACAAAGAAAUGAAGAUGAGUCAUCAUCUUAUGGAUUGAGAUCAUACGUUACAUACUUGGACUCAGAUACGCUUCAGAGAUAUGCCACGAUACGUUCUAAAGAAGCCAUGACUCUGAUUGAGAAGCAGACGCAAGCGCUCUUUGGGCGACCGGAUAUAAGAAUACUCGAGGACGGUAAGCUUGAUACUUCUAACGACGAGGUUCUGUCUCUGAGUGUCUCAGGACUUGCGAUGUUGGUUUUGGAGGCUGUGGCUUUUGGGUCUUUCUUAUGGGAUUCAGAGAGCUACGUUGAAUCCAAAUACCAUUUUCUCAAGGCUUGAGUUUAGUCCUCCUUGACAUUUGUACUUUUUGAGAGUAGUGAAUAUGUAAAUGUUAAAUCUCUCAUGUGAAAUUGGUAGCAACUACUAUUCGUAAAAUGUAAUAAUCUACACUUCAAAACUUUAGAUUCAAAUCAAGCAUAUUAGCUCAA